This is a messenger RNA of Thlaspi arvense, 498 nucleotides long. NCBI's taxonomy places the organism in Eukaryota, Viridiplantae, Streptophyta, Magnoliopsida, Brassicales, Brassicaceae. The record is from the annotation of a GenBank genome assembly.
AUGGUGUUUACUACUUUACCUAUCUACAUUCUUUGUUCAUUGAGUUUGAUUAAAGGUAAGCUUGAAGAACAGGUGAAGAAGCUUUUGAUUGAAAUGGUGGAGAACACUCUAGACUUUGUGAAAGAUCCUGUCAAUGUUCUGGAGGAUGAUAAACCCGAGAAUGACUGUGGAGUUCGGUUAUUUAAACGUUGUUCAACUGGAAUCAUCUUUGAUCAUGUAGAUGAGCUUGAAGGACCCAAAAAGAAGCCUAAUUUACGCCCUAAUAGAGGAGUUGAAGGAAGCUCUAAAGAGUUUAAGAAACGGAUAAAAUCAAUCGCUGUUGAUGGCUCCGAUGUUUUAUCUGCUGCAAUAGAAGCGGCUAAGAAAGCCUCAGCGAGAGUGGAGGCGAAAGAAGCGGCCGCAAAAGCUAAAGCUAAGAAAGAGGAAGAGAGAGUCGCAGAGCUGAAGAAAGUAAGAGGAGAGAAAUGGUUACCCUCUGUAGGUAAGUCUCAAUAUUUG